GUUAGCAACAAGCGAGAGGUUAUUGGUAACCUCCCACGAUGAUACUUAAAGCGAUACUAUAUUUUAGAAUUAUCUACGAAGUUGUAAGUGAAAGUCCCGACACCGGCUUGGACAUUCACCUUGAUUUACUGAGUAAGCUCAACUCCUACUUACUGUUGACCAGGGAGGAACCAGUGGACGAGUUCCCAGCAAACACCACACACAACCGCAAGAUUUGGGAUAUCUAUUACCUCUGUCUCCAGAAGCAGUAUGAAGCCAUAGGAAGUAAAGAGCUGAUCUCACAAUCAAAUUGCGGACUCAAGGCCCCCUCCUUUGCCAGCUGCCCUUUCGUUUCCAUAGAUGCCACAGUGUCCAGGGGUCCAUUCCAGGACAACUUUCUUGUGGAGGGACAUCAAGUCUUCAAGAUCUUUGGCAUGUUUUAUCACGCUCUUGCUCCACUUCGACCUGAGGUUCUCGUUCCAGAAGCUAUAUCGAUCCUGGAAGGUGAGAACGUCCACAUGGAGUGCCGGGUAUGCCUCUUCCCCGGGGAUGACCUCGGGGCGGCCGAGUGGUACUGGUACUUCAUGCCGGUUCCAAUAGACGAAUGGACCGUCAAAGACCACAAGGGGAAGCUCUCGUUGUACGGAGUUCGAUUGGAAGAAGCCGGACUCUACGAGUGCCGGAUCGGCGCAACGAGGUCUAGGCCCUACUUCUUGCACGUGGCUCCAGACUCCGAGCCUGUGAGUGAAGUAAAGCCACGGUCGGCGAGAACUGGACCAUACCCAGCCCCACCCAAGAUUGGAACCCCUGGACUAAGUGCACCCGAUGCGACCAGGUGGGAAGGAAAUAUAGGUUCGGAGCCUGCACUGUCUCCUUCAGGGAGGUGGGGAAUGUAUCCAAGUCGAUCGUUGAAGACACCCCGGGUUUGGAUAUCCUCCAACUAUUUGCUGAGGGAUUACCUUGUUGGAGUCCUCUACUGCCUAGGUCUGUUCUCAACCCAACAGGGUCCACCCCCACUGCCACCACUACCAGGCCGAUUGACAGUCUACGCGCAGCUGGGUAGUCCGCUCUCUCUUUCAUGUCCUGGACACAACCUCUGCGACCUUCCCUACCGCUGGGGUAUCGGCAGGAAGGCAAAGUUAGCUCCCUGGAUUGCAAAGUCCAAGUCAUUGGGACGAGUGACAGUGAACGCUAAGCAGCAGCUGGUGUUUAAUUCGAUCCAGCCGGACGAUGAGAAGCUGUACAGUUGCUGGCAGGGCGACUCCCUGGCGGGGGUAGUUCGGCUGCUGGUCGUGGAUGAGAGGAAGGUACCCGUCAACCACCACCUCAUCAUCUUCGGCACCCUCCUCAUACUUAGCACGUUCUUCUACGUCUUCGUAAGGAUAUACAUGAAUAGACAACGGGCUGCGAGUGUCUACUACUGAACUCGAGGAGCUUUUUAAUAUCUAAUAAGUCGAUGAAAUGAUUUGUAUUCCAUCACACUCUCAGUCCUAAAGAUCUGUAAAUAAUUUUUGCCCUUGAUAAUGUAAUUAAAAUUCUUUAAUAUUUACA
Messenger RNA from Nezara viridula (southern green stink bug), 1530 nucleotides. The record is from the annotation of a GenBank genome assembly. NCBI's taxonomy places the organism in Eukaryota, Metazoa, Arthropoda, Insecta, Hemiptera, Pentatomidae.